Molecule: messenger RNA, 2107 nt
Organism: Coffea eugenioides
Lineage: Eukaryota; Viridiplantae; Streptophyta; Magnoliopsida; Gentianales; Rubiaceae
Product: 46 kDa FK506-binding nuclear protein-like
Exons: 3
Coding region: 854-1813 (319 amino acids)
Source: RefSeq, a predicted model, not a curated record
AUAAAAACUCUCUCAUCCUUCCUUCCCAACUCACUCUUUGAUUCAUUACACUGUCCACUCUGCACCUCAGUGCCAGCUUUCUCCAACCCUAAAACGUAACCGACCACUUUCCUCUAUAAAAAAGCCCCCACCCAUCUUCCUCCCCAACCAAAACCCGCGUUCCCUUCUUUCUUUCUUUCUCUUUUUUUUCACCUGCCAAAACCAUUCGCUUUGCCAAUUUCUCCAACAACUUCGCUCUUCACUCCUCCAUUUCAAUCCGAUUAAUGCCCCUCUAAUCUUAUCAAAUAAUACACUGCUAGCUCCCAAUCAUCAAAUCAUAAUCACUCAACCCCCUCUCGACUUGUCUCUACUAUAAUUUCUCCGUAUCUUUUGACAUCUUUUUCGUUUUGAUUUUUUUUUUUCCUUUUCGUGUCUUGUUUCCCUUCUUUGAUUCAUUCAUCAUUUCUUUUGUCGUCUCAAAUCGGGGAAAAAAGUAAUUAAACAAAUCAAAUUCAUUUUGGAGAAAAACUGCUGAGUUUUUUUUGGUUUCCCCGCAUCGCCUCCUCGGUUCCAAUUGGCCUUGUUAAAUUCCAGAUUUUGAUCUUCGCCGAUCUUCAGCUGGAUCGCCUUGAUUUGGCUCGUUCAUAUAUGGUUGCCUGCUGCUUGUGAAUAGAUAGAUAUAAGGCAUAUGUACAGAUAUAAAUAAACAUAGGCGGAGGUACAUUAAAAAGAAAAAAGAUAAAACGGAUUAUACAUAAUUAAUUCCAUAAGAAACAGGGCUAGACUUUGGAAAUCACAGCAUCUCGGAGCUGAUCAGUGCUAGUUUAUCAGGAGGCUUCUUUUUGUGGAUUGAUUAAAAUUGUGACUUGAAAAAAUGGUGGGAGGUGGGAACAGGAAGGAUGAUUUAGUGAUAAGCAACAAUAACGUUUUUGCGGCCUUGGGAACUCUUAGGAAGAAGAAGAAGUCGGAAUCCAAAGGGGGGAAGACUCCCGCUUCUUCGUCUUCUUCUUCCAAGAAGCAGGAAGCGAAGCAGCCUGAGUCUCAGGUGUUUUGGGCCCCGGCUCCAUUGACGGCCAAAUCGUGGGCUGACGUCGACGAUGAGGAUGACGAUGAUUAUUAUGCCACCACUGCCCCUCCCCAGUCUGUUUGGGGCACUGCCCAGCAGGAUUCUCACCCCAUUCCAAAAGACAGCUCCACUCCUCUUGAGGAAAGUGAAAGUGAAGAAGGCCUUGAUGAAGUUGAUGAUGACAAUGAUGAAGAAAAUGAACAUGAACCUGAAGUACAUGCUGAGAAAGAGUCAGUAGUUGAGAAGCCUGCUGAAAUUGUAGCACCUAAGGAGUCAGAAAGGCAGUUGUCGAAGAAGGAAUUGAAGAAAAAGGAACUUGCUGAACUGGAAGAAAUGCUUGCCCAAUUUGGAUACAAGCAGCCCAAAGACCAAGAUGCAUCCCAAGAAAUUUCACAAGAUAAGAAUGUGGACGAUGUUAAUGAGGAUAAAAAGGAGAGCAGUGCUCCAGGGGAGAGCAAAAGCGCAAAGAAGAAGAAAAAGAAGGAUAAAUUGUCAAAGGAGACUAAAGAACAACAUGAUCAGCCCCAUGGAAAUGAGGUUGAAAGUGGAGCUGUUGAGAACCUUGGGUCUGUAAAAGCAGAGGACAGGCCAUCUGUAGAUGUGAAAGAGAAGAUGAAGAAGCUGGCAUCUAUUAAGAAGAAAAAGUCUAGCAAGGAGAUGGAUGUUGCUGCCCGAGCUGCAGCAAGUGAGGCUGCUGCAAGGAACGCAAGGAUAGCUGCAGCAAAGAAAAAAGAGAAGAGCCACUACAGCCAGCAGCCCCCACGGUAAACUGUUUUGGAGAUUGAAUUGAACAUGUAUUCUCUUGUUCAAUUGAAAAAUGCACAAUAAACAUGAGAAUCUGAUUACAUUGAAAGGACUCUUGACAAUUUACAGUUUUGGAUUAACUUGAGGGGAAAAUUAGGCUCAAAACUAGGUUUACUAGAUUCUCAUUUUCUGCCUUGUUGUUCCCUCACAUCACAUUCCUGCUGGUAGGUUUUUGUGUAAAUGUUUCAUGGAUAUUUACAGAUUUUGAACCUUAUGAUCUUAUCAGUUCAAGAUGGAUAUAUGGAAUUCUUUUGCUCA